Molecule: messenger RNA, 727 nt
Organism: Ziziphus jujuba (common jujube)
Lineage: Eukaryota; Viridiplantae; Streptophyta; Magnoliopsida; Rosales; Rhamnaceae
Exons: 5
Coding region: 136-528 (130 amino acids)
Cellular component (GO): nucleus
Molecular function (GO): RNA binding
Source: RefSeq, a predicted model, not a curated record
CACUUUCUGGAACCCAAUCGUUCCACGUCGAUAUAUUGAUUGUAGAGAGAGAAAGUACGGAUAGAGUGCCAAGGUCAGAGGAAGGGAUUUAGGGUUAGGGUUUUUUUUGAGAGCAUUUCACUUCGCUUCACUGCAAUGGAGGAGAUAACAGAGGGAGUCAACAAUAUCAACAUUUCGGACUUGCAGAAAAAGAACCGCAUUCAGGUCUCCAAUACCAAAAAACCCCUCUUCUUCUACGUUAAUCUGGCCAAGAGGUAUAUGCAACAGUUCAAUGAGGUUGAGCUCUCAGCUUUAGGAAUGGCUAUUGCUACAGUUGUCACAAUUGCAGAAAUUCUGAAAAACAAUGGGCUUGCCAUCGAGAAGAAGAUCAUGACGUCAACUGUUGACAUAAAGGAUGAUUCCAGAGGAAGACCUGUCCAAAAAGCUAAGAUCGAGAUAUUACUUGGUAAGACAGAAAACUUCGACGAGUUGAUGGCUGCUGCUUUGGAGGAGAGGGAAGCUGCAGCAGAUGCCGAUGAGCAGAGCUGAAAGAAAAUUUUUCCUGGCAUUGGGCACCCCUUCCACUAUGUUUUGUUUUGAAUUAUAUACUCUAAAAUGAGUAAGGUAAAAUAAAUUUUGCGGGAAUGUAUUAUCCAAGCAUAGAUUGUGUUGCAAUGAGGAAAUUUGCUGUAGGGUUAUAAUUGUAUCUUCCAUUUAUAUUACUAAUUUAGCUUUCACUUUUGGUGUC